This is a messenger RNA of Pieris rapae (cabbage white), 2250 nucleotides long. Its product is annotated as tyrosine-protein phosphatase corkscrew. Gene Ontology annotation, molecular function: protein tyrosine phosphatase activity. The record is from RefSeq and is a predicted model, not a curated record. Gene Ontology annotation, biological process: protein dephosphorylation. Lineage: Eukaryota; Metazoa; Arthropoda; Insecta; Lepidoptera; Pieridae. The transcript has 12 exons. Bases 56 to 1633 code for a protein of 525 amino acids.
UCUGCGCGCGAAGCAGAUCGCAAAGCGGUUACGGUCGUGCGUACUCAGUUCUAUAAUGUCUAAAGACUGUCCUCGACUGAGUAGACUGGGAGUUCUCGCUCCAGCCGCCCUCUCAGCUUGCAUGGAUGCCUCGGUUUUGGCAGUACCAGCUGCAGGGGCCAUUGUGUCCACAGUCCUUAAGGAACUUAGCAAGGCAUUUAUGUUAAAAAAAUGGUUUCAUGGUGUAAUGUCUACAAAAGAUGCUGAGAAUCUCAUCAUGGAGAAGGGCAGAAAUGGAUCAUUUCUUGUAAGGGAAUCUCAAACGCAUCCGGGAGAGUACGUUCUCACAGUGAGGGUGCGAGGUAGAGUCAGGCACGUUAUGAUACGUCGACACCAAAAUAAAUACGAUGUGGGCAGUGGUGAGCAGUUCGAUGACUUGGUCGGAUUAAUUGAGCACUUCCGAUCAUAUCCUAUGAUAGAAAAUUCUGGAGACGUGCUUCGUUUGCUUCAACCUGUAUCAGGGACCUGUCUGAGAGCUCAAGAUAUUAAUCGAAAAGUGCAGGAGAUGAACGACAUACAAAAGACAGACAAUAAGUCUGGCUUCGAUAGUGAGUUCCUUUCUUUCAAGAUUUUUGACGAAGUUAUUGGACUUUCGCUGAACGAAGGCAUGAAAGAUGAAAAUAUUAAGAAAAAUCGAUACAGGAAUAUUUUACCUUAUGACCAAACGCGGGUGGUACUUCGCAAACGCAUUGGUCGUUCGAUGAACACAGAUUACAUAAAUGCAAACUACAUUCGUCCAUCAAGAUUGGGAAGUUACUCGAAUUCCGUGCAGUCAUCGAAUGAGAGCCUCGACAGUGUGCACUCUUUAAUACUAAGAAGUGAACCAAAAGAGAUGGUACCAUUGAUUACGAAAUCUCUAUCAGAAGACACACUCAGGGAAGUAAAAAGAUGUAUAAAGCUGGACAAGUUUAACGGAAAUUUAUACAGAAACUUAGUUAACGAUAAAAUAUAUAUUGCAACGCAGGGGUGUCUCUCAAACACAAUAGACGAUUUCUGGCAAAUGAUAUGGCAAGAUAAUGUACGAGUUAUUGCUAUGAUUACAAAAGAAGUUGAGAAUGGAAAGAGAAAGUGUGAACGAUACUGGCCGGACCUUAAUCUUAAAGAAACACACGAUGAUCUUACUGUUUCCUCCACUUCAGAGUCAUUCCAUGAGGACUAUAUAAUAAGGGAGUUUAUUGUCAGCGACAAAAUUUCUACCAGGACUAUCUAUCAGUAUCAAUUUACAACAUGGCCUGACCAUGGCACACCACCAGAUCCCCACGGUAUACUAGGAUUUAUUGAAAAAAUUAACAGAAAAAUGUGUGAAAUUACUCAAGAAGAUGAUGCUCCAGAAAAGAAUAUUUUGUGCGUUCACUGCUCGGCGGGCGUGGGCAGAACGGGAACAUUUAUUGUAAUAGAUACGCUGAUUGACACAAUUAAAAUUUCAGGAUUUAAUUGUGAAAUAGAUGCGUAUAAUGCAGUGAAAUCACUUCGUAUGCAGAGACCGGGCAUGGUUCAAAAUAAACGCCAGUACAGAUUUAUUUAUUUGGCCCUCCAAAGUUAUAUUGACAACAAAAAUGUUAAGUUAAAAAAGAAAGUAACUAUAGAGGCGUAACCGUAAAUACACACAGACAUCCAAUAACAUACACAUAAAGUAAAAUUUUGUACAAAUUAUUUAUAAAUUUCUAUAUUAAUAUAUGAAUUAAGUUCUGAAUUUGUUUUUGAUUGCACCCUCUUAUCGAGUGUCGAAUUAGUAAAGAUAUCCAUAUCUUUAUCUGUGUGAUUGCUUCAUUCUUUGGUCGGAAAGGUAAAUUCACGACAGUUGUUCUAGAAGAUGGAAGGACAGACUGCAGACAAUUAUCUUGGAAAAAAGUCCCUGAUGAGGAAAGUCGCCCUUCACCACCAUAAUGCUCCAACCAACUCCGCAAAACGGACUGUUGAUUAUUUGAUUUGACUAUGGCAGGUGUCGUGAUAAUGAGUCCUCUGCCAUACAGUCCUGACCUGGCACCUUCCGACUUUCAUUUAUUACCAAGAACCAAAGAUAAAUUUCAAGAUAUUCGCUUUACGAGUCCUGAGGAGCGGUGAAAGUGUACCAAAAUGCAAUAGAAGAGACCCCUAAGGAAUAAUGGGCCCACUGCAUUUCUCAGUGUUUCCAUCGAAUGCGACGAUAUGUAGAGGGGAACGGAGAGUACUUCGAAAAAUAAUAAAAGUAUUAGAAACUUUCUACAUUAA